This is a messenger RNA of Glossina fuscipes, 4451 nucleotides long. RefSeq names its product 5-oxoprolinase. The coding region runs from base 669 to 4325 and encodes 1218 amino acids. Lineage: Eukaryota; Metazoa; Arthropoda; Insecta; Diptera; Glossinidae. The transcript has 8 exons. Gene Ontology annotation, cellular component: cytosol. The record is from RefSeq and is a predicted model, not a curated record. Gene Ontology annotation, biological process: glutathione metabolic process. Gene Ontology annotation, molecular function: 5-oxoprolinase (ATP-hydrolyzing) activity.
AUGGUCGGGUGCGUACAUUGAAAUUACUUUCUGAAGAUCCAUUGCGUUAUGAUGACGCUCCUCGUGAAGGCAUCAAACGUAUUUUGCAAGAAGUAAGUAAAAUUAAAAAAGUCGAAGGAUUUCAGUCUGUCGUACUUAGACAUUCGAUGAAUGACUUGGGGUUGAAUCGUAGGCUUCUUUUUCUGACAAUGUUUUCAUACACAAAAGAAGUAACGGAAACAAAUGCUUUACCAAUUAAACAUUCUAAACGAAUAUACUUAACUCUCUAUUCGUCCGCUUGCUGCUGGUAUUCUAAAACCUCAAGAAUUGUGCCAAAAAUCCUAUUGUUUUAUAUUUUCUGGUCAAUUUCUCAAGUAAUAAUAUCCGCGUAAUCUGCUUGCUUUGUGAAAAAAUUACAAAGAAAGAAGUAAGUAGGAAAGACUACGUCCUUUUUUUAGCUCCUCCUAGUUAAAGCCGUCCCAAGCACAAGGAAAAAUCUCAUGGGGAUAUAUUUAUUUACAAUUUUUUUAACAAAAAAAACAUAAUAUCGAUCGAUUAUGUGACUGAUCCAUAAUCAAUAAGGAAUUAAAAAAUUUUCAUAAACUUGUCUUACGUAUCUGUUUUAGGAAACGGGUAAAGCUAUCGGCGAAGAAGAUUUGAUAGAUACUUCUCAAAUAAAUUGGAUACGUAUGGGCACCACUGUAGCUACUAAUGCUUUAUUAGAGCGUAAAGGUGAUCCAGUGGCUUUGCUGGUAAAUGAAGGUUUCCGUGAUUUGCUCUACAUUGGCAACCAGGCGCGACCAAAAAUCUUUGAGUUAGAUAUACAAAAACCUUCAAACCUGUAUAGCACCGUAUCCGAGAUAAAUUGUCGUAUUGUUCCCGCCCAAAAAGAUAGGUGUCAAUUAAAAGAGAAGAAAAAUUGGAAGAUUUUGCGAGGCGCUGGUGAUUCACAAUACUUUGAAAUAUGUUCCGUGAAUGAAGUUGAGGUCACUAAGACCUUACAGCUUAUCAAAGAUCGUGGAAUUAAUUCUUUAGCAGUAGUUUUGGCCCACAACUAUUCUUGUUCAGAACAUGAGUUGAAAGUUGGUGAAAUAGCCAAAAAAUUGGGCUUUGAAUUUAUUACACUUUCACACCAAGCUAUGCCAAUGAGCCGUUUAAUUCCCAGAGGUUAUACGGCUUGCGCCGAGGCUUACUUAACACCACAUGUUGUACGAUAUUUAAAUAGUUUCAAAUCUGGUUUCGCUGAUCAGUUGAAAGGCAUUGAGGUCUUGUUUAUGCAGUCCGACGGUGGUUUAACACAAAUUGACAAAUUUCGCGCUGCCCGGGCUAUAUUAUCGGGUCCGGCGGGUGGUGUGGUAGGCUAUGCGAUGACAGGAGAACGGGAAACCACUUUACCAUUGAUUGGUUUCGAUAUGGGUGGCACGUCCACAGAUGUAUCGCGUUAUGCCGGCACAUAUGAACAUGUAGUGGAAAGCACAACAGCAGGAGUCACGAUUCAAGCCCCGCAACUGGACAUUAACACUGUAGCCGCAGGUGGCGGUUCUCGCUUGUUCUUCCGUUCAGGCUUAUUUGUUGUAGGGCCAGAAAGUGCUGGCGCUCAUCCAGGACCAGCUUGUUAUAGGAAAGGCGGUCCUUUAACUGUGACCGAUUCCAACUUAAUAUUGGGGCGUUUGCUACCACAGUACUUUCCUAAAAUUUUUGGGCCUCAAGAAAAUGAAUCUUUAGAUAUCGAAGCGACGCGAAAACAAUUUUUAGAAUUAACGGAUACGAUUAACUUGAGUCAAAAAGAGACUGUACAAAUGUCAGUCGAAAAAGUGGCUUUGGGCUUUAUACGUGUAGCCAACGAAGCCAUGUGUCGUCCGAUAAGAGCUUUGACACAAGCUCGUGGCUUAGAUACCUCAAAACAUGUUUUGGUGUGCUUUGGCGGUGCGGGCGGGCAACAUGCUUGCGCCAUAGCCCGCGAGUUGGGCAUUUCUAAAGUAUUAAUACAUAAAUAUGCCGGUAUACUUUCAGCUUAUGGUAUGGCUUUAGCUGAUGUUGUUCAAGAAUUACAAGAACCUUGCUGCUUAGACCUGUCGUCUGCAAAUGAGGACAAUUUAAUGCAACUUUUAAGUUCCUUACAAAAACGAUGUCGUUUCAUUUUAGAAAAUCAAGGUUUCAAAGAGAUUGACUUAGAAUCUUAUCUACAUUUGCGUUACGAGGGCACAGAUGGUGCUUUAAUGUGUAUGCCUUCCAAGAAAUCUACCAUUGGCGCGAAAUGGUUAGAUGCUUAUCAAGAGACUUUUUUGGAGCGCUAUCGUACGGAAUAUGGUUUUAUUUUAGAGAAUCGCCGUAUUAUUGUUGAUGAUGUACGCGUAAGAGGAUUGGGGAAAACAUCAGCUUCUCCUGUAAAUAAAAUUGCAGAGGCUAAAGAUCAUCAACCCAAAGCCGAAGCCGUUACGCCGAUUCACUUUGAACAAGGAUUGCUUGAAGCACCAAUUUAUUUAGUAGAGAAUCUUUUAUAUAAACAUCGUGUGAAGGGUCCAGCUCUGAUUAUUGACAAACUUUCUACUAUUGUGGUGGAGCCAGAGUGUGAAGUUGAAGUAACCGAAUAUGGCGACUUGAUCGUGCACGUGCAGUCCUCUAAGCAAAGUGAGAUCGAUGAGAAACUUAAUGCGAUACAACUGAGCAUAUUCAGUCAUAGGUUUAUGAGCAUCGCUGAACAAAUGGGCAGAGUUUUGCAACGUACUUCCAUUUCAACUAAUAUUAAAGAGAGACUUGAUUUUUCUUGCGCUUUAUUUGGAAACGAUGGCGGAUUAGUUAGCAACGCUCCGCAUAUACCAGUGCAUUUGGGGGCCAUGCAAGAAACUGUACAAUACCAGUUGAAAGUUCGAGGAAAAUCCUUAAAAGAUGGUGAUGUUAUACUUUCAAAUCAUCCUCAGGCCGGUGGGUCACACCUGCCUGAUUUAACUGUUAUCACUCCGGUAUUCUAUAAGGGACACGAUGGACCUGUCUUCUUCGUAGCUUCUCGAGGUCAUCAUGCAGAUAUUGGAGGUAUUACGCCUGGUUCUAUGCCACCCCAUUCUACUAGCUUGGCACAGGAAGGCGCCUCAUUUAAAUCUUUCCUCAUAGUAGAGAACGGCAUUUUCCAAGAAGAAAAGGUUACAAAGCGUUUCACUACUCCGACGGGAGCAAAGGGAGCCACAGGCACACGAAAUUUAUCUGACAACAUAUCGGAUCUGAAAGCGCAAAUAGCAGCUAAUCAAAAAGGUAUACAGCUUGUUUCAGAUUUAAUCGAUAACUAUGGCUUGAAAGUGGUUCAAGCCUAUAUGCUAUAUAUUCAACAAAAUGCUGAAAUAGCUGUACGUGAUAUGCUGAAAGAAAUAGCGAUAGAUACUCGAAAACGGACAGGAUCUUUUGUUUUGCGAGCAGAGGAGUUUAUGGAUGAUGGUACUCCUAUUCGCUUAAAAGUGACCAUAGAUGCUGAUGAGGGAUUUGCUGAAUGUGACUUCACAGGAUCCGGCCCGGAAGUUUGGGGUAAUUGCAAUGCUCCCCGCGCUAUUACUCUAUCUGCCUUAAUUUAUUGUUUGCGCUGCAUGGUAGGCCACGACGUACCUUUAAAUCAAGGUUGUCUAAGACCUAUUCAAAUAAAAAUACCUAAAAACUCUAUAUUAGAUCCUUCAGAAGGAGCUGCUGUAGUAGGAGGUAAUGUUUUAACUUCUCAACGAGUGGUGGAUACGGUUUUAAAAGCUUUUGGAGUGUGUGCCGCUUCGCAGGGCUGCAUGAAUAAUGUCACCAUUGGUGAUGAGCAAUGGGGUUAUUAUGAAACUGUUGCUGGCGGUUCUGGAGCCGGCCCCUCGUGGAAUGGUAUUGGCGGUGUACACACUCACAUGACUAACACCCGCAUAACUGAUCCUGAAAUACUCGAGUUACGUUAUCCGAUUAUUUUAAAACGUUUCUGCUUAAGAACAGAUGGAUCGGGUGGAAAAGGCAAAUAUUGCGGUGGCGAAGGUGUAGAACGACAUUUGCUCUUCCGCAAGCCAGUUACUUUGUCGAUUUUAACAGAACGUAGAACUUUAGAACCGUAUGGGUUGGAUGGCGGUGAACCAGGCAAACGUGGCCUUAAUUUAUUAUAUAAACCUGACGGUCGCAUUAUAUCGUUGGGUGGCAAAACUUGCAUUGAUGUUGAAACGGGGGAUAUGUUUGUUAUGAAAACUCCAGGUGGUGGUGGUUACGGCACUUGCAUAGGUAAUGACAAUGAUAAUGAUAAAGACGGCACAUGUACGAGUAACACUCGAAAGGAUAUUCAUAAAUUUCAAGAACGAGGAUCUGUAUUCGAAUACCGCCAAGCACAAGAAACAGUGUAAAAUACAGUAUCUUUUACUAUUGCUAAUGGGCCCAUUAUUGUUCGAUUGAGCCAAGCUUUAAAAUAAUUGUAAAUAUACAAACAAAAAAUUUUAUGAAAAUAAAGUUAAUUAUCCAACGUACAUCCA